UCGGAAUCUGCACACCCACCUGUUGCCUUCGCAGGUGACACUGCCACUAAGAGGUUUGUCUGAGUCCAGCUUUCACCAUCAGACAUCUGGCAUGUUUCCUUAAUAAUUCUUUCUUAACUGCGCCCUGCGUAUCCCCAAUCCUCAUGCAAACGACGGUGAAAGUGCCGGUGACUCUAGAUGUGUAAGAGGACGCAGCCGUUUAGAGAAAAUAUGUUGUCCGACGUGCCACACCGCUUUCUGGGCACCAGUACCCAGACUACCUGUGUUCCAUUGAAUCGGAAUCCACCAGAUUUUUCCAGAGUUUCUCCAGGGAAAACGCCAUGAUCUUUAUUUUCGAGUGGAGCACAUAACCCUUUUGUGUACACGGUGUCCUCAAACCUUUGGCUGCUGCCAGAAUCCCUGUUUAAACAGUACAAUGGUGAAAAUUGGCUCUCGAGGAGGGUUAGGCUCUCGCUGCCGCACCGUUUGGCAAGCCAUUUCUUCCACUUCUUUAAGACGUGCGCCCGUGAAGGACGCAAAAAGAAUUUCUUCACGGUGGAAUAGUUGUGGAGUUUCGUCAGGGCGACAUCUAUUUGAGAGGGAAUUUUUGCCGCUGGAGCGCAGUCCCAGCGGAGUGGUGGCACACCAGCAACGCAGACCCGGUCAGGCCUUCCCGCCGAUGAGAGGCUGCAGAGGCACUUGGAGCUUUUGGUAGUAUCUGGAAUUUCGUGUUUUCUUUGUUGUGUGAAGCUUCCCGUGUUCCGUUUUUUGUGUUAACAGCCUUUCUGUUGUGUAUACUUCGGGCACAGUUUCAGCGCUCGAUCGUGGCAUCAGUCUCGGCGCUCUCGCAGCUCACGCCUGGGCGCCGUGCCCUUUCCUAUAUUCGACUGUUGUUUUAUGGUGGAAAGAUAUCCCUCCGUUUUUGUCGGGAACUUUUGCCCAGCAGAUGUCUUCAUUUCUCCGUGGCGCGCCUAAUUUUGAAAAGAGAAUGGCUGACAAACGAUCCUUCAGGAAUUCAAAGCUCGAAACUGCGUAGUCCUCAACGCGAAUGCCUCUCGCAGGAGCUGCCCACCCACCUGCUCCGACAGGUUUCUGUGCUGCGCCACUUCAAGAUGAUAGACACUUGGCAUCCGUCAUUAACAUAGGGGGCUGAAAGGCAGUUUUAAGUGCAGUAUCUAUGCUUGCGGUCGUAUUCACUUUCUCAAAAGGUGCCUGGCCAGCAGGAGCCAGAUCCGUGCACAUACGAUACCGACUGCUGGAGAGCGGUCCGGGUUCGCCCUGUUGUCAUUUUUCCGGAACGACGGCGAGCUACAACUCUCUAGCAGCCCCACACGGUUGAGCCUUCUCGCUGGGCUGGGGAUCCAGCGGACUUCAGCGGUCAGGCGCUCCGAACGGCUGUCGCCUUAUUUGCGGCUAUGAAUCGAUACGUUGGUUCGAUUUGCCUGGUUCUUUAGGCCCGUCAGUUCCGCCGAGCAAUUCGUUGCGAAGAGGCUCUUCGGCGCCAGAGGAGAGAACGUCUACGUUUUAAUUGUGGAAAUCUGUCUCAUUUUCGCACUGCGAAGACCCGGGGACUGUCAAAAGGUAUAUGGAACCGUCGUUCCUGGGAUUUUUUCGUUUCCUCUCGCUGAGAGGAGCGGCCUCGUCGUUUAAGCUUACCUCCGAAAAAAAACGACGUACCGCUGGAUCGGGGGCCGUGACUCCAACAGCAUGACUCAAACUACAUGUAUGGUGAUUCCAUUUGAGUUGUCAAUUUCCCUGCACUGUCAAGUGAGCAAGAAGGCCAACAACGUGCUCGGGAAAACCGAGCAGGUAUCCACCGCAGACUCGGGCAGAGACGCCCCACUCUAGGGGGUCGCGUGGAAACUGAAUCGCCUGAGCUUGCCCGGUUUUAAUUUUUUUACCCCUAAAUGCCGUGCAGUCAGAUAGACAGGCUUUUGGUUCACUCUCCUGCGCCAGAGUUGGCCUCGCCCCUCGGGACCCGCCGGGCGCCGUGUCCCUCCCGGAGGUCCGGAUCGGCCGUUCGUCGGCCAUUCGUUUUGUUUCAAAGUUUGUCAAGUCUACCCUUCCCGCGACUUCAUUCGUCUUUGAAUUUUUUUCCGUCAAGCCGUGGGCGUGAAGUCCUCCAAGCCACGGUUUUUCCUUUCCCCUCGGUUCGUGCACGCAGGAGGCCGUUCAAAGACGAGUGGCACCCUGCGGAUACUGGGUCCUAUUCUUCCUUGUGAAACACUGCGUUUUAAGUGAAGAAGAGCGCGUUCUGUAGGAAUGCGUGUGGUUUCGUAUCGGGUCAUCUUUUUAUGUCGACAUGCAUGUAAAAUCACCCCUGCCACCAGUGAGUCCGCUUGUGGGUGUGUGUGCAGAAACGAGAACCCAUUUGAGCUGUCAUGUAUGCUGAUCGGUUCUUGCUUGUUGUCAAGAUAUCGCUGUCGCGGCUAGGCGGAACCCUUCCUCAAGAGGUCCCGCAGCAGAGUUCUUUUUUGCGGACUGAACGGAUGUGUGGUGCUGUGAGUAUCGAUUGAAGCUCGUCUCUUUCCCGUAAGCGGUCCGAUUGUUCCCCGUUUUUUUCAGAUCGACGCCUUGACACCUUUUAGGCCGUUGGGAGUCGCACUGUUGUGUGGCGUUCGACGCGCCGUCACUUGUGACGGACCUCUGGACAACAUUUCCAUGUAUAUAUUAGGUAUAGGUAAAACAGACUUCCUCGGCUUUCCCGCUACAACUUUGUUUCCAGUAUUCUUUUCACCGUUUCUCCUCGAAACCGAGUUUUCUCUUCAGGUUCUAGGUUGCGCGCCACUUUGCAAUCUGUUGUGUCCACCCAAGAAAUCGUCCGUUCUCGUCCCCGUUACUGCUCCCGGCUCGCCCUGCGUGUGGCGUGCGAUCGUGUGCCCUUUCUGGCCUCACGUGUUGCCCGUAUAUACGGCGGAUAAAAAGAGGCGUGACUAGCAGCGAAAACGUCAAUUGUCCUGCCUGCGCGGCUCCUCUCGGUGGAGGCAGGCCCGUCUUUCUCAUGUUUCGGACCCUGUCGGCACCUUCCGGUCCCUGCACACUGUGAGUCGUUCGCCGGCGCCGAGAAGGCUUGGCGCACAUGAGCCUCAAGAAGAGAGAGGAAGGUGAACUUGGUUCGGCAUGCGCCUUGGAUCCUAGACUGCGUCGCUUCGGUUGCUUGCCUUGUCCCGCUCAACAUGGCUGCUGCAUCCCCGCCGGCGCAGCCGCUGGGCGCCACGUCGCCCUGCACCUUCUCUCCGCCUUGCUCUUUUUCACCCUCUGAUACCUGCUCAGUUUUCUUCGCGACUCCUUCUCGAGCCGUGUCGGCGGUGCCGGAGUUGCCCGCGACCUCCUCGGCGCAGUUGCCGGAACGCACCCGGCUGAGGAACCGCAGCAUCCAGAGUGCCUCGACCACGGAAGCAAGUCCGUUUGUGGACUCUGCGUCACUGUUUCCGGAGAGCCUGUCUGAGGCCCCGAAAGCGGUCUCGGUCGACGGCGAAAGCAGGCGAACGCGGGAGCGAAGAAGGAAGUCUCGCUCACUUCUCGCUGCUGCGGAGGAGACUCCUGAGGCCACAGCCGCCUCGCCGAACGGUUCUUCUUCGGAAAUCAGUGACGAGGCAUCGACCUUUGUGCUCACCCCCGCGACUGCCUCCUUGGCCCCUGCGGCUCUCCCCCCGUUCAUGACUGAGCGGUCUGACCCGACAGAAAAGAAGUACGAAGCCCAGAACAUGCAGGUGACGGCUGUGGAGCCCGUGGGCCUGGCACCGAGGUCCGCGAGCAGGUCGGAACUUGGAGAUGCGGAGUCUCUGAGUGCUGGAAAAUCUGGACUCCAGGGCGAGUCUGCGGCUCCGACGGCCGCGCUCGAGGCGGACGCCGGCGAAACCCGUUUAGAGACAGGGCUGGCGGGAGAGCCUGUGAACUCCAGCAGCGAAGGUGUCGGAUACGGUGGAGACGAACAGACCGUUGCGGGAGAGACACGAGAGCCGGGAACCGCCGAGGAGAAGCUCGGGGAUCUGAAGCCAGAGGUGAGGCCACGCUUCCACGCAUACGCCGAACAGGACGUGUGUGCAUGGGCGACAUCGAUGCUUGCGCGGAAGGAACUGCGGAAGCUGAAGGCGGCUGCCGUGAAGCUUGAGGGCGACCGCAUGCCUCGCAGCGACGUCGUCGGACUGUACUUCAAGAAACACCGACCCUGCUGGUCGGUCGACUACCACACGCGACAGGGGAAGCGGAAAACGGUCGAGUUCUUCGUUCCGGACCUUUCGCGGGAGACCAUCGAACUCGUCCUCGUUCAUGCAAUCGAGUGUCGCAAGUACAUGCCGCGCCGCUUCGACCAGGCACCCGCUUUCGUCCCGGAGCCGGACGACACAACCUCGGGCAUGCCCUACCGAUACGGCGCCCGACUGCUGAGUCCGAAGGUCCUCGCGUGGAUCGUGGAAAACACAAACGGCUCGGGUCGCACUUCUCAGCAUGGGCAUGGCCAAAGUCGCCGCCUUGAAGGUGACAAGGUCGGGGAGGGCGAUGCCGGCGCGCAGCUGCUCUCCGGUCCAGCUGGGAUAGACGCCUUCGGGUCUCGGAGUCCCCGCGCGGGCUUCGCGCGCCAGCGAGACAACAACUCUCGUCGCCAGGGCAAAGCCUCAGGCUGCCGUCCCGGCGCAGACCUCGCCACCUCCAGUGAAGAGAAGGCCACUCGCGAAGGCGAAACGGAACUUCCUGGCGGAUCCGCGGGUCCUGGCUCUGUCCCUGCGGGCACCGCCUACGGGGACUAUGCGAGACAGUUGCCCUCAGAAGGGUACCAGACUCCCCCGACCAUGGAGGGCCGGAUGACCCCUGCCGGGCUACUCUCGGGCCAGGAGUUCGGUCACGGACAAGGCAUGCAAGGUGCGGGCGUGAUGUGGCGCGACGACCCGCGCCAGGCUCUCCAGGCCAUGCCUCAACCGCUGAAUUUGGCGCCGCAUGCAACUCCGUUCAUGUCGCGUGCUGGCGGUUUAUAUGACCAGCGGGAGGCGUCUGUGGAGCCGGGGCGCGACGUCUAUCCCGUGCACUAUCCAACGCCAUACGCGUACGGGCCUGGGAUCCCAGCUGACGCUGGGGCGCCUUCGGCAGGACCAGGCCCAUAUCCUCACCAGUUCCCGAGUGGCGGCGCCGGGUACGUUGUGAACGGGCGAGUUCCGGACUCUGCAGACCACGAGGCACACUCUCCGCGAUCGCCGGAGUCGUACUGGGGCCCCCAGGCUGGCAGCCAGGGCGCCGAGGACAAGGACUGCCAAGUCGUCGGGUGCAUGCUGCCGAACGGAUCGGAGAUGGCGAUGCGACGCAUGGAGAGCUAUGUGGGCGACAGAGACAAUUUGAGGGGCAGUGCCGCUUUCGCCGGGGACGGGCGAACCCAGGCCGAGGGGCUGAGCCCCCAGUGUGAACCGAACGCAAAAAGGCGGAGGCUCCAGGCAGGGGGAGACGGAUCGAAUGGCGGCCUCGAGGCGAGUGGCCCGGAAAGGCCGUUUCCUGGAUCCCAGAUGUUGCAGCCGUCUGAUGAGUGGGCGCGAAACGGCCAACGAGCGUUUGCCGUUCAACCUGGAACCGGCGGCAGGACCUUCAUGAACGGUGGGUUUCGGCAGCCCGGUCCGGAGGAUGCCAGGCAACCUCUGUUGCUGUCGUCAGCCCCGUACUCUCCUCCCUCUGUGUUCCCUGCGGCUCCGCCACACCUUUCGCAUGCAGUCCGCCUGCCACCGGGCUCCUCAGACGCGGCUCAUCGAACGCCGAUGUCGGGGGCUGCUGGUUGCGCGUCUCCAGUUGCGUCAGCCUUCAGAAAGGAAGCCGAGGCUUCCGAAUGGCCCUCAAACGAGGUCUACGGGAGCCCGCAGGCUUUUCCCGAUAAAGCGAAUGCCUUCGCGAAGGGCGUGACGCUUCCGAGGAGACAGUCCUUCGCCUUCAGCGACGCGGGCCUCCCCACGCCGACAACAUCUCCCCACCAUGGUUCCUACUGCGCAUCGACAAUCGCGUCUUCUUCUCCCAAGUCGGCGUCUCCCGUUUCUCAAAGUGGCUGCUUUCCUUGCGAUUUCUACCCUGCAACUGCUCACUACUCUGGUCCAGGAGUCGAGACACCCUCGGAUGUCUCGAGUUUCGUUCCGGCACCUGCGGAGACGGCCGAACAGCAGAUCCACGGCGCAGGACAAGCCGCUGUCAAGACCCCAGAAUCUGGUCUUCACAUGCCGUCUUCUGGUUGGCCACAGCAAGCGUCAGUUCCGGGGGCUCAUGGCGCGGAGUUCUACGCCUCUCGAGCCUUCGCGAACGGAGCGCAUGCACCCAGUCUGUCGCUGAGGCCUUCGUGGCGGUACCCUGGCGGCGAGCGCAGCGAAGGCGAUCUGACAACUCAGGAGCAAAAUGCUCCUGCGGGCGCUUCUCCUUCGUCUCCGGUCUGGAGCGGCAACACUGGUGUCUGCACCACAGAAGGCUGCGGCGUUUGGCUGGAGAACAGACAAGCCGCUGGGUCUGUGGAGGGAGCGGCGGAUCCGGGAGUCCAGGGCAGUGCCUGCAUGCAGGGCAAACCCCAGGAAGGCGGGCGCUGUUCACCGGAGCCGGCGCUUGGAGUGCGUCGGCCUGCGGAGUUCGCUGGAGCUCCCGUGGGGGCCUGUCGAGCCGUAGAAGACAGAACGAUGACGGGUGAGCGGGGAGCAUGGGGCAAUGAGGCCAGGCGGGAGACAGUCACAGGCGACCAGGAGUGCUGUGGAGACCAGGCGCGAGACCCAAUGGUGUUCAGUCAUAUGGGGAGCAGAGCCGAACUGUCGGGCUUCGAUGACGGCUCCGAGCUGCCUCCCGCCUCGCCUCUGAACGAGUGCAUGCACCCUCUGGGGAAACCGGGGUCCAGGAUUUUCCCCGAGUUCGGUGCAUGGCCUGGGAGCCCCCCCCACGAGGGCAGUUUUGUGCAGGAGUUCGACAUCUUCAAGGAGAACGGCGAAGGCGCCGCAGGCGCCGUCGACGACGCGAUGGCUCUGUGGCCGAACGGCGGAGCCUUCGGACAGCGCACAGACCCACUGGCGCACGAAGAAGAGAAGGAGGGGGAACUGUGGAAAGGUCAGCCGACGCCGUUCUGCAGCUCGCCAGCCCUCUGGUGUGUCUGUCCUGUCGAGCACACGAGAGAGUUCGACGUCAUGGAUAUGGUGACGCUCCCCGACUUGAGUCACACGGCCGGUCCGGUCUCGCGGCCGCUUCCGAACGCGCCGCUGUGCGGCGGAUGCGUGGUGGCCGGUGUCGGGGAGGCACAAGCAGGGGAUGGCGAGAGCAAGCAAGGCGCUAAGCUCGCGCCGGACUCGCAGCACCUGCAUGGAGGCGCGGCGAAUCCCGGCGCAGUGGGGAAGCUCGUUACGGACGAAACGGCGCAGACAAGCGGCCGAGAGCAGCAUCCCGGGGAAGGAGACAGUACGGAACAGAGGCUGUCUGGUCUAGCAGCGCGUGCGACACCGCAGCGAGAAACCAAGAGACCAGGACCGAGUAGAAGGACAGAAGGGGAGUUGUGAGAGGUCAGGGGGACUGUGCGCGCGAAGACAGAUUUAAGUGACAGCGUCAGGCAGCGAGAAUGAAUGACUCUGGAGGCGCUGAAGAGGCGCAGGACAGACAUGAGGCGCCUGCGUUGGGCUUGCUGGAGCGCGCGCGAGGCAAAGCAGGAUAGAGCCGUCGCUGACACACCAGCGUGCGUUCCUAGAUGUCUCUGCUGGGCGGCAGGCUUCUUGCUCCCUUUCUCCUUGAUGAUGUGUAGAAUGACGGCUUACCCUCUGCGCGUACUUUCGCGGUGCACAGGACGCUCGGGAUCUGGUCGCGCUGGCCGUCUGUGCGGUGCUCCACAUCCUUUUUUAAGGAACGAGAAAGAGGCAGCGAGUCAAGCGACGUCAGGUGUGUGGGAUGUCUUCACGUACUGCGACGAGGACUAGUCUACCGGGCAGACACAAGAGAGGCCGCGGCCGACGCUUUUGUUCGUCACAGAACGCCAUGGCUCGAAUGUUUCGACAGGAAACGGCACUCUGAACUGCCGCUUCGGGGCAACGGGGCUGGGAAGGAAGGUGACAGCUGUUUCGUUGCAGAGCCUAGACAUACCACACAGCGUUUUUUGAGUCGAAUCGACUUCGUGACACGACACCCGAGAACGCGAGAGGAGAGCCGAUCGAAGAGCGCCGAGCCUCCUCAGGCGGUUUUUCUUUAGAACAGUGCGUCGUUCUGGCGAAUGGUUAACAGAUCGUUUCUUCUGGCGCUUGGUAUAUGUGUGAGGUGGAGAAAGUGAAGAACGCAUUUUGCGGCUGGAGGGGCAGUUUCCCCCAAGGUUUGGCCGCAGGCAGUUCUGCGACAGUUUGUACACAGUUGCACUAGGAGAGAAUUCGCUCCGAUGUUGGGCGCGGACUCUCACUGGACAAGCGGUGCGCCACCAGUGUCACUUGUCGAGUCUUGUCAAUGGAAAGGUAUCUCGUGGCGAGGAAUUUGAAUCUUUUCGCCUUUUCGAUUUCCGUACGUGUCUUCACGGGAAGUCGCGUCCCCAGCGGAAAAAGUCUGUGCUCGCCCAUGCGCAUAUUUAGUUCUUCCUGGCGCCUACGGACAGCCAAGUUUUUUGAGGCAGCGGGCGCCUCUGCGCAUCUGUGCUUCCGUAGUAUGUCACUGUGUGGCGCACGCGCGCCUUCCGUGUAACAGUUUUUUAUCCGUAAAGUAGGACGGAUCUUUGCUAUGUUUUCGUUCUUUGUCAUUCAUUUUGAAGGUGGACUCUGUCAUAUCCGAGACACAAAACAGUUGUCAUUCCUUG
Toxoplasma gondii ME49 is the source of this 8740-nucleotide messenger RNA. RefSeq names its product AP2 domain transcription factor AP2IV-2 (gene AP2IV2). The record is from RefSeq and is a predicted model, not a curated record. The coding region runs from base 3156 to 7472 and encodes 1438 amino acids. The transcript is spliced from 3 exons. NCBI's taxonomy places the organism in Eukaryota, Apicomplexa, Conoidasida, Eucoccidiorida, Sarcocystidae.